Molecule: messenger RNA, 1335 nt
Organism: Saxophila tyrrhenica
Lineage: Eukaryota; Fungi; Ascomycota; Dothideomycetes; Mycosphaerellales; Extremaceae
Exons: 3
Coding region: 1-1335 (444 amino acids)
Biological process (GO): biosynthetic process
Molecular function (GO): pyridoxal phosphate binding
Source: RefSeq, a predicted model, not a curated record
AUGCCGGAUGUAGAUCCGUUGGCAUUGACUGCAUCUGCGAAUUCAUCGAACGGCUCGAAAUCUUCCCCUGGGCUAGCAUCGACCGGCGUGGUCUGGUGCACCGAACGAGCCGCCGAGUAUGGCUUGCUCGAAGACCCAAGCAAAUGGGCAAAUCUCGGCCAGGGAGCGCCUCAGGUUGAUGAUGAUAUCGAGGGAUGCUUCGAGCGACCACACAGCCUCAACAUCUCUGUGAACAGCCGCGAGUAUGGCCCUACAGCAGGCAUCAAACCACUCCGCAAAGCCGUCGCCGAGCUGUACAACGCCCACCACCGCAAGGACAAACCGUCGAAGUACACUUGGGAGAACGUUUGUAUCGUUCCCGGCGGCAGGGCUGGGCUCAUCCGCAUCGCUGCCGUCCUCGGCAAUGCCUACCUUGGCUUCUUCGUCCCAGACUACACGGCCUACAACGAGAUGUUGAGCCUGUUUAGGAACUUCGCAGCCGUCCCUAUCCCGUUGGACAAGAAGGACCACUACAAGAUGCACGCCGAGAAGAUCGAAGACGAGAUCAAGCGCGGCACAUCCGUCAUCAUCACCUCAAACCCUCGCAACCCUGCCGGAAACAUGGUCGCCAACCCGGAACUUGCGCACAUCCAGGAUCUCUGCCGCGACCGAGCCACCCUAAUCAUGGACGAGUUCUACUGCGGCUAUAAUUACACCACCAACUGCGAUGGCGCCGUCAUCAGCGCAGCCGACAACAUCGAGGACGUCGACGCAGACGACGUGCUCAUCAUCGACGGCCUAACGAAGCGCUUCCGCCUCCCCGGCUGGCGCGUAGCAUGGAUCGUCGGGCCGAAGGAGUUCAUCAAAGCUAUCGGCUCGUGCGGCUCCUACCUCGACGGCGGCACCAACGUGCCCUUCCAAGAAGCCGCAGUCUCCAUGCUCGAGCCGACGAAAGUCCGCGCGGAGAUGAAGGCCCUGCAGACACACUUCCGCAUGAAGCGCGACUACGUCGUCGGUCGACUGGAAGCCAUGGGUUUCAAGCUCGACUACACACCCAACAGCACGUUCUACCUCUGGCUCAACCUCGAGCAGUUGCCGGAAGGGAUCAACGACGGCCUGAACUUCUUUCAGGCGUGCCUGCUGCAGAAGGUCAUUGUUGUCCCAGGGAUCUUCUUCGAUCUCAACCCGAGUCGGAGGAGGGAUCUGUUCGACUCGCCUUGCCACCAUUAUGUAAGGGUCUCAUAUGGCCCGAAGAUGGAGACGUUGAAGGCUGGGUUGGAUAAGAUAGAGCGGAUCUUGAAGAAGUGGCAUGCGUUUGAGGCGACGAAGCUGUCGAGCAGUCCGAAGCAAAUUUAG